This is a messenger RNA of Oldenlandia corymbosa var. corymbosa, 1419 nucleotides long. Lineage: Eukaryota; Viridiplantae; Streptophyta; Magnoliopsida; Gentianales; Rubiaceae. The record is from the annotation of a GenBank genome assembly.
AUGGAUCUUCUCCGUGGAUGUUUCGGUGAUAUUCAGUCUAAGGAGAAACAGUUGAAGGGCUUGGAAGAAUCUGUUAAACAGAGAUGUGAAGAGUUCAAUUCAAAGAGAAGAUGGAUUGAAGCGGGAUUAAAGAGGCUGGAUGAGAAAGAAGAGUUUCUUAAAGGGGCUUUUCAGAAAAUGGAAAUGGAGGAAAUGAAAUGUCGGGAAAUGAGAAUCUUUGAAACUGAUGGUCAUUUUGAAUUGGCGAAGAGGGAAAAAGUACUGGAUUUGAUUGAGGAAAAUUUGAGGAAAAGAAAAGGGGAGAUUGAUGCAAAACAGAAAAAUUUGGAUCUGAGGGAAGAGAAGGUGAAUGCAAUAGAACGGCUUCUUGAAACAAACAAAAAUGAAAUUGAAUCAGAAAAGAAGAGAUUGGAAGAAAGGUUGAACGAGCUUGACUCCAGAAAGAGAAAUUUAGUGGGAACAGAAGAAGAGCAGGACACCAGAAAGAUUGGUGAAGCUGGAAGAGAAACUGAGACUGAUUCCAAGCAGAAAAUGUUGGAGGAGAAGGAUUUUCAGGUUGAUUCAAGAGAGAGGCAUUCAGAGACGAUGGCCGGAAGGAAAAGGCUUAGUCAUGCUGAUGAAGAGAUAAAAUUGCAAGGAAGCAGCAGCAAGCAUGCUAAAGGAAGCUACUGUAAUGGUGAUAGCAUUAUUCGACAAAAUGGAGCUCACAGUCUCCAAAAAUCAGAUUCAAUAGGCAGUUUUGCGUCCUGUACUAUUGAUGGUCCAAGUUUUCCUGCUGUUGAGAAAGGAAAACAAGCAAAAACCUUCAACGUUGGAGAAACUUGGGCGUGCUUUGAUGCGAAAUAUCAUAUGCCAAGAUCGUACGCCCAGGUCAUGAACAUUAUCAAUGAAGAUGGACAAGUUAAGCUUGAGGUUACAUGGCUGAAACCUUGUUCGAGAAAGAAAGCCGAGAAGGAGUGGAUAGAUGCUGGUUUGCCAGCUACUUGUGGAAUGUUUGAACGUAAGAUCACAAGUGUUGAAUCUCCUAACAUUUUUUCUCAUAUAACUGCAUGCGUUCGAGAUGAUCCUUGCAUAAUAAUUCCCUUCCAAGGAGAAAUUUGGGCCAUCUAUACGGAUUGGGAUAUCACUAAAUGGAUUUCUGAUCCAGAAAUUCAUAAAAAUUGUGAGUAUGAAAUCGUUGAGAUUAUGCCAUAUUUAUCUUCAUCUUGGGGUAUUAGAGUUGCUUACUUAGACAGAAUCACAGAAUCCGUGAAUUCAUUUAAGCGUAGAAGCAAAAAUAACGAAGACUCAUCUCUCAUAGACCCGGAUAGCAUAUACAGAUUCUCGCAUAGGGUGCCCUCAAUGAAGAAGACCUAUAACGAUGAAAAUGGUAUUGUUGACUGUGUGUUUAAACUUGACCAGAAGUGCUUACCUCUUUGA